CGGCCACUGUGCAAGGUCAAGGUUUUUUUUUUUCACGCACAGUUGCCGCCUUCUUUUUGACCGCACAACAGGAGCUACGGUUUCAUUUGUUUGCGAUGUUGUGGUGCAGUUUGUGAAUCUGGCUUUAAAAAACUGAAGGAAUAGUGAGAGAGAUAUGUGCAGUUGAUCUCCAGAGAGGGAGCUGAGCAUGGCUCUGGAGAGCGCGUCACUCCUGAAAGUGGGACUGGUGUUGUUGUUGGCAGCUCUCGUCCUGCCUUCGGUGUCCGCCUGUAAUGGAGGCUUCUACGAGAGGAUGAUCAAUGAUUUUUGCCUGGCUAAGUUCAGGUUCGACAUGGCAGGACUGGACCCUGGCCUGUGGUGUAGCUGGCCCCAUACCACAGAGAUCUACGAAGGUCUUACAAACUGCACCUACCAGGUGGCCUUGAGGGUGGACUGCUUCUGGCCCAAUCAGGUAGUGGAUCGCUUCUUCAUGCAGGUUCAUCGGGUCUACUUCCACGACUGCGCCCUGACCGGCCGGCUCCUCCACGACCCGCCCAUUGGCAUCCUCGCCCCGUUCAUCGCAGUGCCAGUCCUGAUCACGCUGCUCAUGACUGCCCUGGUGGUGUGGAGAAGUAAACGCACAGAGGGGGUUUUAUAAAGUCUGGGUUUUGGAUGGAUGGACUCAUUACAGACAGAAACAAAGCGUAAUAGUGUUUUUUUUUUGUUAAUUUGUUUAAUAAAUGCACUUACUCACUGUUAUUCACCAUAUCAGCUGACAUUUUCCCCCAACAUCACUGAAAGCUGAAAUGUUAAUGUUGUACUGCUGUGCUUUUGUUUUUGUAUGACAAUUGGUUAGAUGUUGCACAGCAAAAGCUUAAGUUGGUGUUAAAUAACUUCCUUGAUAACAUUUGCAUUUGAUUGCGUAACAGGAUAAGAUAGGAAAGGUGCAAUUUCAAGAAAGCGGUCAGCUGGCAAGCAGAUGUUUUUGCUUGUUUUCAUGAAAUUAGUUUUUAGCAUUAACAUUUGAUUGAGUUACAGGCUUACUUUCUGGCUAGCAGUAAUAUAAGCUAACAAAUAAUGUCAUCUAGCUGGUUAGACAGUAGCUCUAUUGUUCACUAGGUAAAUACAGUAUCCUAGCUAGCAGUAGGUUAAUGUUUGCUAGCAAACAGAAACUUUUUUUUACACCUUUCUCUUUCAUACUUUAUUAAUCCCUUGCUAGCUUACGUAUUGUUUGCUAGCAAGCUGCUGGCUUUGCAUGUGUUGAAUAUGUUCAGAGAUAACAUUUGAUUGUGAUGAUACAUUAAAAGGUGUAAUUUCUAGCGAGCAGAAAUGUUAGCUAGCUGUCAGGAAAGUUAUCAAGCUAAUAGUGUUUUUGUUGGCCAAUUGUUGUGCUUUUUUCUUGAAAUGUGUCGCAUGCUAACAUUAGCUGUUGUGAGCUUGCUUUUCAUACCAAACAAACAUUUUAACUUCAAUGUGACCAGAAACUCCUCAAGAUUUGUAUGAUCCAUUAUCCAGUAAGUUGAUUAUAAAUUAAGGAGCAUUCAAAUGAGGGCUGCUUCCCAUGAAACAUGUGGGUGUGACUUCAGAGUAAAAUGGCCACUUUGUAAAUUUUGUGCAUUAGAUGAAAAACUGACUGCAGCUGUUUGACCGAACUGUAAUAAUAUGUCAUAAAAUCUCUAUUUGGUAUAAAAUGA
This is a messenger RNA of Labrus bergylta (ballan wrasse), 1673 nucleotides long. RefSeq names its product receptor activity-modifying protein 1. The record is from RefSeq and is a predicted model, not a curated record. Gene Ontology annotation, molecular function: coreceptor activity. NCBI's taxonomy places the organism in Eukaryota, Metazoa, Chordata, Actinopteri, Labriformes, Labridae. Gene Ontology annotation, cellular component: signaling receptor complex; cell surface; membrane. Gene Ontology annotation, biological process: regulation of G protein-coupled receptor signaling pathway; protein localization to plasma membrane; intracellular protein transport.